AUGGCAAUGAUUGCAAUCAAAGUGAAAGCCAAAGUACCGGGAAGUAUACACUCAGACCUGAGAAGAGAGGGUGUACUCAAACAGGAUAUUUACGUACAAUAUAAUGAUAUCGACUAUCAAUGGGUUUCAUUAGAUAAUUGGACUUUUGUGAAGACAUUUACUGUGGAUUCAAAUAUAUUAAACAAGAAAACUGUUAACUUAUUGGCCAAAGGCAUUGACACUAUUAGCAGUGUUUUUAUAAAUGAUAAACUAAUUGGCAAAACAAACAAUCAAUUUGUUAGAUAUAAGUUUAAUGUUAAAGAUGUGCUAAAAGUAGGACUAAAUACUAUACGAUUGGCUUUUCAAUCGGCUCCGGCCUAUGCUUUACAACAAUACACAGAUCAUCAAAGAAAAUAUAAUUAUACCAUUCCUUCAGAAAAUAAAUAUGAUUUUAUUCGCAAAAUGGCCGCAUCUUUUGGUUGGGAUUGGGGCCCUUCUUUCCCGACUCAAGGUAUUUGGAAAGAUAUUGGUCUUGAAUUAUACGAUACGGUAAUUAUAAGGGAUAUAGUAGUGGAAACCAAACCCCUCACCAAAUCUAUGUCUAACUGGAAAUUAAAUUUGAAUGUAUUUCUUGAGUCAAUAGCAGAUCAAGAUAAAGGAGAGGUUAGUGUAAAGAUUGAAAUAGCAAUUCCCGAUAAUAUUCCCAUAACUGUUUGGUAUCCCAACGGUGUUGCAAAUGAUACACAAAAAUUGUAUAAAUUGAAAGUUAAUGUAUCUCUUGUGGACAACAAAGAGAUAUCGUCACAAACAAAGAAAAUAGGUUUCCGAACCAUUCGUUUAAUACAAACACCGAUUCAACCGAAAGGUUUGACAUUUUAUUUCGAAGUAAACGGAUUACCGUUUUACGCAAAGGGAACCAAUUGGAUACCGGCUCACAAUCUACUCGAUGCUGUCACUGAUGACUAUAUCAGACACUUAUUGGUGUCGACAAAGGAGGCCAACAUGAAUAUGAUGCGAGUCUGGGGCGGAGGUGUUUACGAGACAGACUAUUUUUAUGAUUUGGCCGAUGAACUGGGAAUUAUGAUUUGGCAGGACAUCAUGUUUGCCUGCGCUCCCUAUCCUUCAAACCCAGAAUUUCUGGAAACAGUUGACGUUGAAGUACGCCAACAAAUAAGGCGUAUCCAAAAUCAUCCGUCUAUUGCCAUUUGGUCGGACAAUGUACGACCGUUUGUAAGUUCGAGUCCAUCGAAUGGUUUGCAAGCAAUUAAAGAAAAUUACACGUCUGGGUCACCCAAUGACUACCGUUACGGUGAUAUACAUUUUUAUGAUUAUAACAGUCCAUUGUGGGACUGGAAAGUGUUUCCCAGCAGUAAAUUCGUCUCUGAAUAUGGUUUCCAAUCGUAUCCAUCAUUGGAAACGUUAUCUCAAGCUUUUUCUGCCAAUGACUUUACAUACCCUUUAAGUAAAGCCGUUGAACGCCGUCAACGAAAUGUAUUUGGAAAGGAAUCGAUUGAGAAGAUGAGCGGCCGAUACUUUAAAAUGCCAUCCAAUGGAAACAUCGAUCGAUUCAAUGAUUUUGUGUAUUUAUCGCAAAUAACUCAAGCCAUGGCUAUUAAAAGUGAAACUGAAUUUUAUCGCCGAAAUCGCGAUAUUGAUAAUCAAACUGGCAAUGGAUAUACUAUGGGUGCCCUGUAUUGGCAGUUGAACGACAUAUGGCAGGCACCCACCUGGGCUUCAAUUGAAAGCACUGGCAAAUGGAAAGUAUUGCAUUCAUACGCCAAACAAUUUUUCGACAAUCUAUUGGUAGUGCCCUUUGAAGACAACAAUCAACUCAAACGAUAG
Molecule: messenger RNA, 1821 nt
Organism: Oppia nitens
Lineage: Eukaryota; Metazoa; Arthropoda; Arachnida; Sarcoptiformes; Oppiidae
Product: beta-mannosidase-like
Exons: 9
Coding region: 1-1821 (606 amino acids)
Biological process (GO): glycoprotein catabolic process
Molecular function (GO): beta-mannosidase activity
Source: RefSeq, a predicted model, not a curated record